AUGACGAAGAGCUCCGCAUUCACCGCACCGCACGUCGAUCAUAAGUGGGACAGCGAUGAACAUACGGCGGUCGAAUGCGAUUCAUGGGACAGUGAUGAGGAAACGGUCGACGGAGAUUAUGAUGAUCAGGAUGGCGAGAAGUAUCUUGACGAUGAUGGCACUGACAGCUCUAUAGCCGCUCUUACGACACUGAAAGCCGAAUACGAGGCAGAAAUCGAGGAGCUCGCCAAGGAGAUCCGGGAGAUACGGGCAGCCAACCCUAAUCCCGUCUACAAUUGCACCGUACUCAAUUGCUUGGAUGAGGAUGAGACUUGGCGAAACAGAGAAAUCACAAGGCUGAAAAGCCUGAUACCGGACACUCAGCUACAGUGGAGGAAACUCCAGUACGAGGGAGCACAGGCUGGGUGGGACGGUGAUGUCGAUCAAUUCAAACUCCUACGCGGCGACCCGGUCAGCAAUUUUCUCCUGAGUGUCUCGAGCUACAAUAGGGGAGAGACCAACAUCUCGAAGUCGGACAGGUCGAGGGGAGACACAUACAUCAGAUCACUCUUUGGCAACCUGGUUAGCGAAUGGAACAAGAUCAGAUCAGACUACGAAGAAGUGCGAACACAGCUCGAGAAGGCGCACUCGACUUAUCAAGAACUUCGAAGCGUGCUAGGCAUGGAGCCCAAGGUCCCGACAAUCCCGACCAUUGGGCCGCCGCUCGACACUCUAUCCGCUGUGUACGAGAAACACAACGAGCAGGACAUUUGGAAUUGGUUCAUCAAUAUUGACCGCAUGGUCGCCUUGAGGCAGGGCGCCUCUACCAUGCUGUCACAAAUUGAAUGGGAGAAUCGGACUAUGACUGCUGAACUGGAAGCGCUCAGUGGCGCACAAGACGCAGAGGAGGAGCGAGAGCCGUGGUGUAAAGAUGCGAGGGGACCCAUGAGUGUGAGACAGAAACAAUGGGGGCUCGCUAAGCUCGGCUGCCAGGGCAAUCUUGGCGGGGAAAAGUUCCUUCCCGACGAAAGCAUUGUGGACAAGUUCUUGAGCGAAGUUGGGAUCACGUGGGACAAUCGCGCGGGUCACGAGAACCCCGAAGAGAGGACCGAGGCGCUCUUCGAAGCCUUGCGGAGGGAGGAGAGUGCCCUGAAGAAGGAAGCUCGUAUCCUGAAGUCUGAUCUCAAUGUUGAGCUGGAACAACGGCAAUGGUUGCUGGAGGAGUUGGGCCUCACAGAAGAUGAUGAUGGUCGCCUGAACAAUUGCGAUGAGAUCGAAGCCGAGACACUGAGUCUGAGCACGACAACACUGGACUGCAUUCAAGCCACUCUUUCCUCGGCAUACACGAAGGGGACGGCAUACAAAGAGGGGGCGCCCGAGUAUAUUUACUUUGAGGCUCUAGACUCCGUCGAGGGUGUCGUGACAUCUCUGCCCUCGGCUAUCGACGAUAUCGCAAAGAAGAAUCGACUUCUGAUGGAUCUCCGGGAUGACGAGCUGCAGGGGGAGUAUAAGGCGCUAGAGGAGGAGAGGAAGAUGAGAAGGAACUCCCUUGCUUCUACCGCAGAUACCAUCAUGGAGGAGAUGCGAGCGAAGACACGGGCGGACGAGGAGCGAGCGAGAAGUUGGUGGCCUCAUUGGCAGCAGUAA
Molecule: messenger RNA, 1626 nt
Organism: Dioszegia hungarica
Lineage: Eukaryota; Fungi; Basidiomycota; Tremellomycetes; Tremellales; Bulleribasidiaceae
Exons: 7
Coding region: 1-1626 (541 amino acids)
Source: RefSeq, a predicted model, not a curated record